Messenger RNA from Girardinichthys multiradiatus, 725 nucleotides. It is a transcript of the gene sap18, whose product is annotated as Sin3A-associated protein. Gene Ontology annotation, molecular function: transcription factor binding; transcription corepressor activity. Gene Ontology annotation, biological process: negative regulation of DNA-templated transcription. Bases 139 to 600 code for a protein of 153 amino acids. Gene Ontology annotation, cellular component: nucleus. The transcript is spliced from 4 exons. NCBI's taxonomy places the organism in Eukaryota, Metazoa, Chordata, Actinopteri, Cyprinodontiformes, Goodeidae. The record is from RefSeq and is a predicted model, not a curated record.
CCAGCAGGGGGCCGUAAUGCUCCAUCCUACUUUCAAACUGCAAGGAAGAAGCGUGUCGCUCACUGUCUUGUUCGUUGCUGCAUUUUCAGAAAGAAGACGAAGGCAGACCUCGCUGUAUGAUUAUAACAAUAAAAUACAAUGGCGCUUGAAUCGCGGAUUACACAGGAGGAAAUAAAAAAGGAGCCCGAGAAACCUAUCGACCGGGAAAAGACUUGCCCCCUUCUACUGAGAGUAUUUACUACCAACAGUGGGCGACACCACAGAGCAGAUGAAUUUGCUCGGGGCAAUGUGCCCUCCAGUGAACUCCAAAUAUACACAUGGAUGGAUGCUACAUUGAAAGAGCUAACUAGUUUAGUAAAGGAAGUGUAUCCAGAAGCCAGGAAAAAGGGGACCCACUUCAGUUUUGCCAUUGUCUUCCCUGAUCCUAGAGCAAAGAUGUACAAGUUGAAGGAGAUCGGCAGCACUAUGUCUGGAAGGAAGGGCCUAGAUGACUCCAUGACUCUGCAAUCUCAGCGUUUCCAGAUCGGAGACUACUUGGAUAUAGCCAUCACACCACCAAACAGAGCACCACCCCUCAGCACGCGCAUGAGGCCCUUCUGAAUACACUCAUACACAUCAGUGUGUUCCCACAGAGUGAUGGAUCUGAUUUGUUUUUUUUUCAGUUAUCUUAAAUUGCUUUCCCUCAUUUUAUAAAACUUGGUGUUUAAUAAAGCUGUUUUUUUUUU